This is a messenger RNA of Gryllus bimaculatus (two-spotted cricket), 483 nucleotides long. The record is from the annotation of a GenBank genome assembly. Lineage: Eukaryota; Metazoa; Arthropoda; Insecta; Orthoptera; Gryllidae.
AUGGGAGAAGAAAGUCAUCCCGGCUCUACGGGUUAUUCAUCUACUUCUAACAAGGUGCACGGGAUGUUGCAUCAUGUUCUUCACGGAAACAAGAGCUUUUCAGAAGUUUUUGAUGACUCAUGUUGGCCUUUUGAUCUGACGUGGGAAGAUCUGCAGGAGGUGUGCGCCUCCAUGCCGGAGGACGAGAUGGUGUACGCGUACUUCGACUCGGAGCUGGUCAUCCUGCCGGCCGCCGACCGCUACUGCUUCCUCACGGUGUUCGCCCUCGUCACAGCCUCCGCACUCGUCCUCAACGCUGCGGAGCUCCUCGCCGCCCCCAAGCAACGGGGCGAUGGUUAUCGCUGGAUGGUUGGCUCGUUGGCAGUCAGCGACUUCAUCAACGCCCUGCUCACCGGAGGCACUGCCAUCGCGAACCUCAGCACUCCGUACAUGAAGUGGGUGCUGGGCGCGGGCGUGUGCCGGUGCGCGCUGGGGCUGCAGAUG